UUCUCUUGCGCCGCACGGGGGGUUCGGCACUUUGGCUCCUGCUCAGUAGCUCACGCAAUUUCCAGGGGUUUUCCUCUUCCUCUCCUCCUGCUCCCUCCUCUCCAUCUCCGGCAGCCGGCGGGCGACCUCAGCUGUGCGCGCCCUUGGGGGGAAUCGAGGGUGCGGUUCCCGGAAGGAGUCAGCGAAGGGCUGUCCCCGGUUGGGCGGGCGGGCGGGCGCGUGGUGGCGGCGCAUCUUCCCCCAAAUUGAUUCCCGAUGGUCUUCUCCCCCGACAUCGGCCCCCUUCCCCGAUCCGCCAACGCGCCGCGCCGCUGAGGCUGCCCGGAUCGGAUCGUCCGACCUUGCAAUGCCCUCAUGGAUGCUGGGUUCCAAGAGUUUCUCGCUUGAUCGGUUAGUUUUUUCCUGCUGCUGCCAUGGGUGAUCAUCAUCGCGACUCGAUUCUUGGGGCGCCCGGCCACUGCCUGCCCAAGACGUCGUCGAUGAGCAUGACGGACUCCGUCACCGCGGUCCACGACUUCAGGGUGACCGGCUACUCGCUCGUGGACGGCAUGGGCGUCGGCAGGUACGUCAGCUCCAGCACCUUCACCGUCGGCGGCCUCGACUGGGCCGUCAGGUUCUACCCGGAUGGAUCUUCGACCACCUGCCUCGGCAACGCCUCGGCCUUCCUGUACUACUUCAGCCGCGAGAAGGACGUCAGGGCCAGGUUCACCCUGAAUUUGUUGGAGAAAGACGGCAGGCUGUCUCCGGUGACCAACUCCCACAUGAAGCAUACGUUCUCUCCGGCAAGUGACAAUUGGGGGUUCAUCAAAUUCGUCGAGAAAUCCAAGCUUCAAGGGUCACCGUUCGUCGAGAACGACUGCUUGACGAUCAGGUGCUUGCUGACUGUUGUGAAAGAAUCUCGUACUGAAGAUGUUGAGAUGAAUUCAAUCGUAGUUCCACCAUCCAAUCUGCACCUUGAUUUUGGGAACAUGUUGACUGAUGGAGAAGGUGCAGAUGUGACGUUUUCGGUGUGUGGCCAAUUGUUCCGUGCUCAUAGAUGUGUUUUGGCUUUCCGCUCUCCGGUGUUCAGGGCUGAGCUCUUUGGUCCGAUGAAAGAAAACAACGCCACACAGUGCAUCAAGAUCGAUGACAUGGAGCCUCUCAUAUUCGAGGCGCUUCUUCACUUCAUCUACACAGAUACCCUUUCAGAUACCUGCAAAGAUGGCAAAGCUGCAGCUAUGCAACACCUCCUUGUUGCUGCUGAUCGUUAUGGAGUCGACAGGCUAAGAUUGCUAUGUGAAAAGAAGUUAAGCGAUAGUAUUGAUGUUGAAACGGUGGCAACAACCCUAGCUCUAGCCGAGCAACACCACUGCUCUCAGCUGCGGCAAGCUUGCAUCAGAUUCAUGGCCUCGCCAAACAUGCUUGGUCCUGUCAUAGAAACCGAUGGAUUCAAGCAUCUCGUAGCGAGCUGCCCUUUGAUUAUGAAGGAUAUUUUAGGCAAAGUGUCCCUCAUUUGGAGCGACAAGUCUUGUGAGAAGUAGAAUAAGAUGAUACAUUUCGCACUAAACAGCGGUACUGAAUUUUAACCAGGUUCAGGUAACUGCAUUUCUGUGUUUCAGUGUUAUAUCUCUUGUGUAAGCUCUCCAAUGUGUUUUUGUAUAUAUAUACAUUACAUGACUGAAUGGCUCAUUGGUACCAUGGAGAAAGUUUUAAUUUGGAAAAAUAA
Messenger RNA from Brachypodium distachyon (stiff brome), 1705 nucleotides. Its product is annotated as BTB/POZ and MATH domain-containing protein 2. The record is from RefSeq and is a predicted model, not a curated record. The coding region runs from base 414 to 1520 and encodes 368 amino acids. Gene Ontology annotation, biological process: protein ubiquitination. The transcript has a single exon. Gene Ontology annotation, molecular function: protein binding. Lineage: Eukaryota; Viridiplantae; Streptophyta; Magnoliopsida; Poales; Poaceae.